Messenger RNA from Erigeron canadensis, 4803 nucleotides. Its product is annotated as protein HUA2-LIKE 2-like. Gene Ontology annotation, cellular component: nucleus. NCBI's taxonomy places the organism in Eukaryota, Viridiplantae, Streptophyta, Magnoliopsida, Asterales, Asteraceae. Gene Ontology annotation, molecular function: transcription coregulator activity; double-stranded DNA binding. The transcript is spliced from 11 exons. Gene Ontology annotation, biological process: regulation of transcription by RNA polymerase II. The record is from RefSeq and is a predicted model, not a curated record. Bases 165 to 4364 code for a protein of 1399 amino acids.
GAUUUUAGUAAUCUUUUAGCGGUUUAGUUGAUAAAGUUUGUUGCUUUUUUUAGUUUUUUUUUAGUUUUUUGUGUAUUUUCUAUUUUGUAAUAAUAAAAAUAGAAAAAAGAGUUUAUGUUUGUGUGUAUGAAUAUAAAUUGAUUGAUCGGAUUGCGGCGAAUUUUAUGGCACCUAAUCGACGAAAAGGUGUUAGUAAAGCGGCGGCGGCGGCCGCCGCUUGUAAGAAGUGGAAGGUCGGCGAUCUUGUUCUUGCUAAAGUUAAAGGCUUUCCUGCUUGGCCUGCUACGGUUAGUGAGCCGGAAAAGUGGGGAUACUCUGUUGACUGGAAGAAAGUUUUAGUUUUCUUCUUUGGAACCCAACAAAUAGCGUUCUGCAAUCCAGCUGAUGUUGAGGCUUUCACGGAAGAGAAGAAAGAGUCUCUUUUGAGUAAACGCCAUGGUAAAGGUGCAGAUUUUGUUCGGGCCGUAAGGGAGAUAAUUGAAAGUUUUGAAGAGCUCAAAAAACAGAAGGAAAUUGAUAGCGUUAGUUUAAUCAGUCAAACUGCCUUAACCAAUGGUGUCAAGUCAGAGGACUGUGUUGCCAGUACUGGUUCAAAGGACGAGCCACUCGCACCUAAUACCGACUCGCCCCCAAAAGUGUCAGAUUCUUUAAGAAAUAAUGAUGGUGAUUCCUUUACCUCAGAAGAUGUUCCCCACAAGGGGGAAAAGAUGUCCGAGGAGCCUAAUGGCAGUCGGGAAGUCACAAGGGCAUCUUUACCAACCACAUACUCAAGAAAGAAAUAUUCGGGUGCUCAGGCGUCAGCAAUACAUGGAAGGGUACCAUCUGCUCGAAGGUCAAGAAGUUCGGUGAGGGCAGAGCCCUGCAGAUAUCAGACAGAAGAUGUUAUGAGUAAUGGUACUUCAUUACGGGAUGUUAGUCAAAGGAGGCCCAAAAGGGUCAGGACAUCUCCAGGUUCAUCAGAUGGACCAGAUAAGGGUUCAAAUACAAGUCCCGAGGAAAACGGUUCCGGAAUUGUUACGGUUGAAACUGAUACCAAGAGUUUUAAUGAAGGGAACUGUGUACAAUCUGGUUAUAAUAAGGUCACGGAAAAUGACUGUGACAUGCGUUUGAGCCAGACACUUGAAUUUCAAACUAAAGCUAUCAUUAUCAAGAAGAAAAGAAAGCCCAGUAGAAAACGGGCUACCACUGUUACCUCGGACAAGCAAUCAGCUUCUGGCAUGGAUGUAGAUAAAUCUGAACCAGUUCAGAAUACUGAUACUGAAAUAACUGCUGGAAAGUAUACGAAGGAAGAUGGUGAUGAGCACUUGCCUCUAGUCAAACGUGCUCGGGUUCGAAUGGGUCGAACCUCACUAUCUUUGGAAGAACUCGGGACUGUCAAUAAAUCGAAUGUUUCAAGCGAUGCAGAUGACAUGCCUACAGAGGAUAAAACAUUGGCUGGUCAGGAAGAAACUGACCCAUCUUUCUCAUUGAGAAAAUGCAUGGUUAAUAAGCCUCCAUUAUGGGAAGCUAACAAGAUUAAGAAUUUUGGUUGCUUAGUCGAUGGUGAAGCUGCUUUACCACCAUCUAAGCGACUCCAUCGUGCUCUGGAAGCUAUGUCUGCUAAUGUUGCAGAAGAUAGACAACUUUCUCCUGGUGGACCAUCUACCAUGAAAACCGUAAUUAACGGAUCUCUUUCCAUUGAGAGCAAGGAAACUGAUGAGCCUGAAGUAGAAAAAGUGAACUCCCACAGUAAUGGAAUAUGUAGCAGUUUAACUCCAUUGGUUGAACCGAAUGAGCCAGUCAAUGAGGUUAACACUUGCAUUCAACCUUCUAGUACUAUUAACAGCCUGACGCAUGAGCAGCUUGUAGAAAUUGGCGAUGGUAAAGGGUCUGUUAUGUUGCCUUCUUUUACUGAAACUCUUGAAAAAACUGCGUACCUGCAAAGCCCAAAACCCGUUUCUUAUGCUACUGAAAAGAGAGAGAUUCUCCCUGAAUGUAAUGAAGCUUCUGUUCCGUCUAUACAUGAUUUUACUACUGAGUGUGAAAUUGAAAAUUUGGAGGUGAAUAGGGCAAGCAAAAAAGAUUCUUGCAAUGAGUCUGGCUCUGGGGCGAGUUCAGAUCCUGUAUCAAGCAAUGUGGAAAAUGAAGUUGUUUCACAUGAUGUCAAUUUGUUGCAGUCUUCUCCCCAGAAAAGCUGCAAUAUGGAGGAUCGUCCUUUCGAAGACGACGGCAAUGACACGACAAUACUGGAAAAUGCCGAAGGAACCAGAAAGUUAAACAUGGAAGUAGGUGAUUCUCCAUCUUUAACCACACUGAAAGAGUUGAAGGGUGUUGACCCGUGUCCUGAGGCGUCUCAUUCAACUUGUAAUGUUGGAGAUAGCUUGAGUGAUAAAAGUGUGUCAGGUACCCAGACAUCCUCUCUUCCGACUGAUGCGUUUGACUCAACUGUCUCACGAGCCUCUCCGCCCAGUACUUCAAUUCCCAAUGUAUUAUCGAAGUCAGAUAAUAGUAAUUUGCUUGAAAACAGUUGUCGUAGUCCUGAGAAACCAAAACACACUGGUAGCAAAUGGAGCACUAUGUCCGAAGCAAAUGCUGCUCUUGCUUCUUUUGAAGCCAGUCUCGGGGCUUUAACACGCACAAAGAAAAGCAUUGACCGAGCUACACGCAUUGCUAUUGACUGUGCUAAAUUUGGUAUUGCUGUUAAGGUAGUGGAGACUAUUGCUCGUAGUUUGGAAGCUGCAUCAAGUUUACAUAAACGGGUGGACCUGUUCUUUCUUGUGGAUUCUAUUGCUCAAUGUUCUCGAGGUCUGAAAGGUGAUGUGGGUGGUUUGUAUCCUUCAGCGAUCCAAGCAGUGCUACCACGGUUAUUAUUGGCUGCCGCUCCUCCAGGAAGUAGUGGUCUUGAAAACCGUAGGCAGUGUUUAAAGGUUCUGAAGGUGUGGCAAGAUAGGAAGAUUCUCCCAGAACCAAUGAUCCGUCACCAUAUUCGGGAGCUUGAUUCCCUUAACAACAUGUCGUCUAGGAUUGGUAAUUCAUCUCGACGCCCCUUUAGAAAUGAAAGGGCGUUUGAUGAUCCAGUUAGGGAAGUUGAGGGUAUGCUAGUUGACGAGUAUGGAAGCAAUUCAAGCAUACAACUAUCUGGUCUCUGCAUGCCAACGAUGCUGAAGGAGGAUGAAAAAGAUGGUAGCGAUUCUGAUGCAGAAGGUUUUGAAGCUGUAACUCCUGAACGGGAUCCUGAAGUUUCUGAUGAACAUGAAAGGGUGCUUACACCUGCAACUGAUAAGCAUACCCACGUAUUGGAGGAUGUUGAUGGUGAGCUUGAAAUGGAAGAUGUUUCUCCCUCACGUGAAAGUGCAGGGACAUCUCAUCAUCAAGUCACGCAUUUGCCAACUUAUGGCCCGCCAUUGCCCAAGGAUUUGCCACCGUCAUCUCCACCUCUCCCCAAUUCUCCUCCACCUCUUUCUGCUUCCCUUCCACCACCACCACCACCUCCCCCUCCCUCUCUUCUGCCACCUCCUCCACCGUUACUUACUUCCCCUCACCCGGCCUCUCUUCCUUUACCUCCUCUGGCUUCUCUUCCUCCACCUCCUAUCACAUCCAUUCCUCCACCUCCUCCAGCCUCUCUCCCUCCACCUCCUCCGGUCUCUCUCCCUCCACCUCCUCCGGUCUCUUUCCCUCCACCUCCUCCAAUUUCACUUCCUCCUCCUUCUCCUUCAGCCUCCAUUCCUCCACCACCCUCAGCUUCCAUUCCUGUACAGCCUACAUUACCCGACACAGUGGGUAACUUCCCUGAUGCCAAUCUUUAUGCUAUGAAUCAGAACGGUAAUGAUGAUCCGCAGCCGUCCUCUACCUCCCAGUUGGUUCAGUACCAUCCUUCUGAAGUAAGAGACCCUCGUGUUGAUAUGCAUGUUCCUGAAUCAUCUAAUUCAUGCUCUUACAGUGUCCCUCGCCCACCUGUUCAAGCUGCCAAUAACGUGCAUUUGAGACCACCUCACCCUGCUCCAUCAUCUCAGUUUUCAUAUUUUCAAUCAGAUCAGUCGAGUAGGGAGAUUCCACCUCCAUCUUAUCCUGGUAGAUUCCAUUUUGUUAACAGUACAGACACUGGAAAUUUUCACAGUGAUCAUGACAGAAUGCACAUUCCGCCACAUGAUGACGGCUGGAGGUUUCCACCCCAUCCAUUCUCUGGUCCAUGUCAUCCUGAUGGCCCUAGAGGACGGUAUCCUCCUAACAUGUAUGCUGGUCCAUAUUGCGAGCCACCAAUGUCCGGGAAUUGGCAUUAUCCUGUACGGCCCACAAAUUAUAGAGAUAUGGCACCUCAUAGGCCAUACCCUGAAGCGCCAGUUCCCAUGGUUACUAGAGGUCCAAACUUUUGGAGACCACGGUGACUCGCACAAGGACAACAUUGGAACUAACCUAUAAGAGACCAAAAUGCUUUGGGCUUGUUAGAACUCCCUUGUUCGAAAAACCGGUUGUAUAAUCUAGCAAGAGCUUAUUGCUUCGAUCAGGGCACAGAAAACUUCCAUUUACAAAGAUCAAGAUGCACAUAUUUCAUGAAGGUAAACACAGAUUGGGUUGGAGCCAAAAUUAUUGACAUUUCUUCGAUGCUCUUAUGACUGCAACCUCCUGUAAUUCUUAGGUUUUUUUUGUAUGCUUUUUUAAAGGUUAUUGAUUGUUGUCCUUCAUGUUUAGCCCAAACGUUGGAUAUUGUAGCCCCUAGUUAGCUGUCAGUUAUUGGGAAUGGGUUAAGUUGAAACCUGAUCUUAGCUUGUACAUUUUGGGAUAUCGUUGGUUUAAAAGUUGAAAUAUAAUAGUUCUUUUACAGUU